AUGCAAGUUUAAAUCCAAAAGCCAAAGCCAUGUGGGCAGUUUCAUCAGCAACAAAGACAUUACUAUUCCCCAAAUUCAAUUUCCAUUUCAACAACCACAGCCAUUCGCACUUCAACUUCACUCUUCCGCUUCUUCUAAUGUCGAAUCCCAAAACCGCUAGGGUUUCUACUUCUUCUUCUCCUUCCUCUACCCCUCACGCGUCUCUCAAGCGCGUCGGCACCCACAAUGGAAGCUUCCAUUGCGACGAAGCUCUUGGCUGCUUCAUGAUUCGCCUCACUCGCAAGUUCUUCAACGCUGAAAUCGUUCGCACUCGUGACCCUCAGGUGUUGGAGGGUUUGGAUGCUGUUCUUGAUGUUGGAGGUGUGUAUGAUCCUGCACGAGAUCGGUAUGAUCAUCAUCAGAAAGGAUUUGAGGAGGUUUUUGGGCAUGGUUUCUCCACUAAGUUGAGUAGUGCUGGUCUUGUUUAUAAGCACUUUGGAAAGGAGAUUAUAGCCAAUGAACUUAAGGUAGAUGAAGAGCACCAAGAUGUCAAUUACAUAUAUUUGGCUGUUUACAGGAGCUUCAUGGAGGCAAUUGAUGCCGUAGACAACGGAAUCAAUCAAUACGACACAGACCAGCCUCCAAAAUAUGUGAAUAACACUCAUUUAUCCUCAAGAGUAGGAAGGUUUAAUUUGGAUUGGACAGAUGCUGACCAGUCAUCUGAGAAAGAAAACGAGGCCUUUCACCGUGCCAUGGCUCUUGCUGGCAGUGAGUUUCUGGAUAGUGUUCGCUUUCAUGUAAACUCAUGGUUACCAGCAAGGUCAAUUGUAAUGGAGACUGUUGCGGCUAGACAAACUGUUGAUCCUUCUGGAGAAAUUUUAGUUUUGAAAAAUUUCUGUCCUUGGAAGCUUCAUUUAUUCGAGCUUGAGAAGGAGUUGAAAAUUGACCCUCCAAUCAAAUAUGUUCUGUAUGCGGAUGAGAGAAGCAAACAGUGGCGUGUGCAGGCGGUCUCGGUAUCUCCUGAUAGAUUUGAGAGCCGAAAGGCUCUACCAUUGCAGUGGCGAGGUUUAAGAGAUGACGUACUGUCAAAGGAAGCUGACAUUCCUGGAUGUGUUUUUGUUCAUAUGAGUGGAUUUAUUGGCGGAAACCAAACCUUUGAAGGCGCCUUGGCCAUGGCAAAAGCUGCUUUGAAGCUGUAGACAAAGGAUUGUAAAAUCAUCCAUUAAUUUUGCAGAUUCUUUCAGUCUAGUUUUAUGAUUGCAUUAAAGAGACAGGAGGUAAAGCCAAAUAUUGAGUUAUUAACUUUACUUGCGCGGGUCUAUCUUAUCCAAAAUUUAUUUCUGUAAUUUAACUUUGUAUACAUAAUGUAUUUUAGAAUCUGAAUGCUCUUUCUGAUAAAAUGUCAUGAGUUUUGUUUAAAUCAGGAUGCUUCAAUAUAACAUGAAUUUGGCGA
Vicia villosa (hairy vetch) is the source of this 1432-nucleotide messenger RNA. Its product is annotated as MYG1 protein C694.04c. The coding region runs from base 30 to 1178 and encodes 382 amino acids. Lineage: Eukaryota; Viridiplantae; Streptophyta; Magnoliopsida; Fabales; Fabaceae. The record is from RefSeq and is a predicted model, not a curated record. The transcript is spliced from 7 exons. Gene Ontology annotation, cellular component: nucleus; cytoplasm.